This is a messenger RNA of Odobenus rosmarus divergens (Pacific walrus), 951 nucleotides long. RefSeq names its product olfactory receptor 11H7-like. Bases 7 to 951 code for a protein of 314 amino acids. Gene Ontology annotation, cellular component: membrane. Gene Ontology annotation, molecular function: G protein-coupled receptor activity; olfactory receptor activity. The transcript has a single exon. The record is from RefSeq and is a predicted model, not a curated record. Lineage: Eukaryota; Metazoa; Chordata; Mammalia; Carnivora; Odobenidae. Gene Ontology annotation, biological process: G protein-coupled receptor signaling pathway.
GAGACCAUGAAUAAGUCAGGGAUAUCUACUGUGACAGAGUUCAUCUUGUUGGGUUUUCCUGGUCCCUGGAAAAUACAGAUCAUCCUCUUCUCAAUGAUUUUGUUGAUCUAUAUCCUGACUCUAACUGGGAAUAUAGCCAUCAUUUGUGCAGUGAGGUGGGACCGUCGACUCCAUACCCCUAUGUAUGUGCUCCUGGCCAACUUCUCCUUCCUAGAAAUCUGGUAUGUGACUUGCACAGUCCCCAACAUACUGGUCAAUUUUCUUUCAAAAACCAAGAUCAUAUCAUUCUCCGGUUGUUUCACUCAAUUCUACUUCUUCUUUUCCCUGGGAACAACUGAGUGCUUCUUCCUCUGUGUCAUGGCCUAUGAUUGGUACCUGGCCAUCUGCCGUCCACUACACUAUCCCUCCAUUAUGACCAGGCAGCUCUGUGUCAUUCUGGUGUCUCUUUUUUGGCUCAUUGGUUUCCUUGGACAUGCAAUUACUAUUUUCUUCAUUUCUCAACUACCCUUUUGUGGUCCCAACAUUACUGAUCACUUUCUGUACGAUGUGGACCCACUGAUGGCAUUGUCCUGUGCACCUGCACCCAUCAUAAAGCAUGUAUUCCAUUCUGUGAGCUCUCUUAUCAUCAUUACCACCAUUUGGUACAUUCUUGGGUCCUAUGCCCUGGUGCUCAGAGUUGUGCUUCAGGUUCCUUCUUCAGUUGGGCAGCAAAAGGCCUUCUCUACCUGUGGAUCCCAUUUAGUUGUAGUGUCUGUGUUCUGUGGAACCGUAGCAAUGAUGUAUGUGAGUCCCACGUCUGGCAGCUCAGUUGCUAUGCAUAAGAUCAUCACACUGAUAUACUCCGUAGUGACACCAGUCUUAAACCUCCUCAUCUAUAGCCUACGUAACAAGGACAUGAAAGUUGCCCUCCAUCAGGUCAUUUGUGGAAUGAGAAUCAUCCAACCUUUGUGA